AAAUGAUGGGAGAGAAGCUGAGCGUGAAAUGCAAAAAAGAAGAGAAGAAAGUGACAAAAUCCCAGUAAAGCGUGACAGUGCCAGCUCCCUACCUCAACCCCAAAGUCUUGUGCUUUUCACAUCCCCAUUUUCCCCAUUCCCCUUUCUGCUUCCUCUUUCUUUCGCCAAAUGGGUCAUCAUCUCCUUCUCCCAUAACACAAUCUUCUUCACCUUUUCUUUCUUCUUCGCUUCCCUUCGGUGGGGUUUCAAGUUUCACCAUAGGAAUAGGAUGUUUUCUAGGUUGAUUCAUCCCCAUGAAGGCCAGGAAGACAUGCAGGGUGGUUCCAACCACGCUCACCUCGGAGACCCUUGUCUUGUUCUCACCUCUGAUCCCAAACCUCGUCUUCGUUGGACCGCUGACCUUCACGAACGCUUUGUUGAUGCUGUCACUCAACUUGGGGGUGCCAGUAAAGCCACUCCAAAAGCGAUAAUGAGGACCAUGAAUGUCAAGGGUUUGACGCUCUAUCAUUUGAAGAGUCAUCUUCAGAAGUACAGGCUUGGUAAGCAAUCAGGAAAAGAUUCUGAUGAGGGACUCAAAGAUGGAAUGUCAGCUUCAUAUCUUCAAGAAAGCCCUGGUACUGAUAACUCUUCUCCAAAGUUACCAGCUUCUGAUGCUAACGAGGGUCAUGAAGUCAAGGAGGCAUUAAGAGCUCAGAUGGAAGUGCAAAGUAAACUACACUUACUAGUGGAGGCAGAGAAACACUUGCAGAUUCGCCAGGAUGCAGAGCGGAGAUACAUGGGCAUGCUUGAGCGAGCGUGUAAGAUGUUGGCAGAUCAAUUUAUUGGGGAUGUAAUUAUCGACAGGGAUGGCCAAAAAUUUCAAGGACUGGAAAACAAAACAUCAAGAAGUCCCCUAGUUGAUCAUGGAGGCUUUUUUCCCGCAGCGUGUACUGAGGUGGGUGGAAUGCAUGUUUCAGAAGUACCACCCAUUCUCCAGCCUCAAGGGGCUGAGUGCUCCAGUGAAAGUUGCCUAAAAUCACUUGAGAGUCUGGGAGGGUUGACACUAGAAGGAUCUCCCGGCGGAUCAAAGAAGAGGAUGCUGAACUUGGACUCAAUGGUAGCACCUUUGAUCUGGAGCGAAGCCAACACCAGAACUCAAGGAAUCCAUUUAGCCCAAGUUAAUCCUCCAGGAAUGACUAGGUAUGGCAUGUAGGUAGGAUAGGGAAGGCUAGUUCCUCAUGAAGAGAGUUGAGGACAUUGUGCUUUGUUCCAAGCUUUUAGGAUGAAGUACCGAGUUAGAUUCUUAUCUGUUCUUGCCCAUCAAGUUGGUGGGAAUCAACUUGUCUCACAUCUUUGUGUAAAUUGAAAAUACCAUGUGGCUUAACUUGGACUAUCACUACUAAAGGUUGGCGCUGACCAUUGACAA
Messenger RNA from Glycine soja, 1405 nucleotides. RefSeq names its product protein PHR1-LIKE 2-like. The coding region runs from base 29 to 1192 and encodes 387 amino acids. Gene Ontology annotation, molecular function: DNA-binding transcription factor activity; DNA binding. The record is from RefSeq and is a predicted model, not a curated record. The transcript has 6 exons. Lineage: Eukaryota; Viridiplantae; Streptophyta; Magnoliopsida; Fabales; Fabaceae.